Molecule: messenger RNA, 326 nt
Organism: Entrophospora candida
Lineage: Eukaryota; Fungi; Glomeromycota; Glomeromycetes; Entrophosporales; Entrophosporaceae
Source: the annotation of a GenBank genome assembly
GAAAAAGAUACAAAGAUUCAUAUCUAGAAAGAAAUAUUAAUUGGAUGAUCAGAAGUAAUGAUCCAACACCACUUGAAUUUUUUUGUUUUAUUUUUCCAAAACAACGUAAUAUGGCAUUUGUAAAAUAUCAUGAAACACUUUAUGAAUCUUUAAACUAUGCUGAAGAUCAAGCAGUAAAGGAAAAACUUGAAAAAAUAAAAAAAAAUCUCAGUGAAGAAACAAUUCAGAAAGAUUGGAUAACAUGGACUGAAGAGAGAAAAGCUGUUGAGAUCCGUCAUUCAAUAAUUCAAACAAAUGCGAAUAUUCAAGGAAAAUUCAAUUCAUUA